CUAAAUGACGAACAAAACACAAAGCUGCGAGAACGCAAACUCAUAAGUUCGUCCAAAAGAAUUUGCUUGAUGAAAUAUACGGUCAUAAUCUUGCUCAUCGGCUUUGUAUUGCUGUUGAUUUUGAGUAAUGUAGAUUUCGCAGAUGAGUCAUAUGAAUGGACAACUGCUGUCAGUACAAUUCAAAGCGAGGAGGUUUCAGUUAGUACUCCAAAUGCAGCAGCAUCAACAACAAUAACAUCAACGACAAUCACAACAACUGCAAUUGAUAAUUCAACCACCAUGAAAAUCAUCAAUGAUUCAAGUACUGCGGGAGUGAACAUCUCAGAACGAGCUGUGAAUGCAGUAAGUGCAUACACUGGCUUCACUUGUACAGAUAACAGAACAUGCAAAUCUAUAAUUUGUUCAGGCGGUCCGAUCUAUACUCUCAUUUAUGAACUGGAAUACUUCAUUGAUUAUUGCGGCAACAAGAACUUCGAUGUCAUUUUGGAGAAUUGCACCUUCAACGAUGCAGCCAUAGGCAAAUACACGAUGUCCGGCAGCUAUAAACUGAACAGUUUAACAAUUCGUAAUUGCACUCUUGAAGCCAUAGUGAAUAGCGCAUUCAACUAUGUAACUAUGCAAAACUUAGUCAAUUUGACACUUCAUGGCACUCAACUGCAAACAUUGAAUGCUAAAUCCUUUGAGGGCUUGGGAACAGUCAAUCAUUUCGAAUUACUCAACGUACAGCAUAAUGAAACAACGCCGCUGAAGGUCGAAAAUUUCCUACAGCCAAUGGCUGGAAACCUAAGUAGUCUUGUGCUGCAGCAGUCACAGGUUGCCUGCGGUAGUCACAUCAUUUACGAUCCUGCUCAGUGGCUGGAUAGCAGCACAGCGUUUGUAAAUUUAUUAAUUGUCAACCUAAGUGGAACGGAAUUCAAUCGAACGCUCAACGGUAGCACAUUCUCCAAUUUGUUAGCAGUCGAGCAACUUUCAUUGGCCCAAUGUAGUCUACACACAAUCGGCGAAGGCACUUUCGAUUGUAUUCUGAAGACGCUGCGAUCGCUCGAUUUGCGCGAUAAUCUAUUACAAACAUUAGACGGCGAUUUUUUGGUUGCUGCAGCAACUGCUGGCAUCAGCAUCCAGUUGGGGGAAAAUAAGUGGCGAUGCGAAUGCGAUAAUCAGGCACUCAUCGAAUAUGUCGCACAAGCGCAAGAAGCGAACAGUGAAUUGACGAAAUGUUCGUCGCCAAAUGAAUUGGCUGGAAAACCAAUUCUUCAUUUACAACUGGAUUGUAAUGCAACGACUAUUAAAACAACAACGGCGUCUUCAACAAAAGAUGCUACAACAACAGUGUCUUCAACAAAAGACGCUACAACAACAGUGUCUUCAACAAAAGAUGCUACAGCAACAUCACCUACCGCGACAACCUCGCACAAUUCAACAGAAUCAACUGAAACGACGGAUACAACCAUUCGGGAGAAAACCACUAAAACCACUCUUCCCACAACAGCCACCUACACAACCACCCGGAAGCAGUCGGACACGGAUACAACAACCACACGAUUACAAACUACUACAAUUGGACCCGGUUUUCAGGUGUGCCCCAGCAGUGCUCUUCCAAAGUUCAUAUAUUGUGAAAUUGAAGGACUCGUUGUUCUCUGUGACUACGAUGCCUAUUUUGAUGUGGAAGCGAUCUCCUCAACUAGUGUACAACUAGAAUUUGACGUUGAAGCUUAUGGUUUGCGAGUUAUAUAUUUUCAAGCAAUGAUAUAUAAUGAUACGUAUUCUGUUCUCAUCGAAACCAAUAACUCUCUGGUUAUUAAUUACCUAACAUCAAAUGAAAUGUAUGUCUUUUGUAUAAUGAAAACUUCUAGUUUGACGACCUCGCCAUUUAAUUGCGGUUCUGUGUACUUACCGUUAGUGAAAGCUGUGCCUUGGCUUAUGAAUGAGGAUAAAGCGCUUUUCUAUACCCUAUCAACAAUUAUAACUAUUAUCUGUUGCCUUUUGGGCAUAGCUGUAUGCUAUUGGAUACUUCGUUGCCGUCCAACAUUAAUACGUGGCAACAAACGUAUACGGCGAGUUGCAUCCACAUCGUACAAAGUAAUGCUUUUUGCCAAACCAUUCGAUCGUUUGUCAUUUGAUUCGACACAGUUGGCGCUGCAUGAACUCUCUAAAAUGCGCUCAUCCAUUAGUGAUACACUCACCGCAGAGAACUAUUUGAGUGUCGACUCCCGUGAUUAUAUGCAAUAUUUAAAAGGCUUAGAGCUGAAUCGAGAAGCAAAAGUGAUAUAUAUAUCGGAUAAUCGACCGCCAUUUAAUCGGGCGCCUACAUUGCCACCACCACAAGCCGAUAGAAAGUGUUGUAGUGAGCGUAGGCGCGAUUGUAACAGUGAAGCGUUAAGCCACCAGAGUUCACAAUGUUCCACAGUGCUAAUGAAAGGUGACCCGCAGCCAAGCGCACGUUUUCUAGUUUGGGAACAAAACGCUACUUUAGGUUCUUCUGAGAACGUAUACGAAAGCUUGGAUUACUACCAGGAGCUGCACUAG
Molecule: messenger RNA, 2526 nt
Organism: Rhagoletis zephyria (snowberry fruit fly)
Lineage: Eukaryota; Metazoa; Arthropoda; Insecta; Diptera; Tephritidae
Product: mucin-22-like
Biological process (GO): axonogenesis; positive regulation of synapse assembly
Source: RefSeq, a predicted model, not a curated record